Messenger RNA from Leishmania mexicana MHOM/GT/2001/U1103, 2022 nucleotides. RefSeq lists its product as hypothetical. NCBI's taxonomy places the organism in Eukaryota, Euglenozoa, Kinetoplastea, Trypanosomatida, Trypanosomatidae. The coding region runs from base 1 to 2022 and encodes 673 amino acids. The record is from RefSeq and is a predicted model, not a curated record. Gene Ontology annotation, molecular function: protein binding. The transcript has a single exon.
AUGAAAGCGGGAGGUGGUCUGGCGGCACUGCUGGCUCAGACGGUGGUGGCGGGCGACGUGAACGCCUGUUGUGGCGUGCUGCGGCGCGUUUUUAGUGAAACACUGCAGGAGGACCGCAGAUUGACGGCGGUAGCCUCGAACGCAGCGCGCAGCGUGCGUUGUCGUGGUCACUAUUCGGCCGGAACGUUCUCGUCUCUUGCCACAGCGCAGGCAGCCGCGACAACCACGCUGUCUUCCUCCGCAUCCUCUUCUUCCCUAUCAUCCUCUUCAGCCUUGGCGGCCUCUAGUGGACACAAUGAUGUCGUGAAUUUUGCCCGGUAUGCGCAGCACCAGCGCGCCCAGGCGCACUCCUUUGCCAACGCAGCCGCCCAGGCCGUGCUACGCACCAGCUUUGUGCCACCUGAUGGUGUUCAACCUGAGGCGGUGGCAGCGGCGGGCACGAAAGGGCACCAAGCAGAUGCGGAGGUCCCUCGAUCGCAUCGAACCUCCUCCUCUCUCGGCGCAUCGACGGACAUCCCCAUCGCUCAGCGAGUCUGGAAGCUCGCCAGGAGCACUCUGACGACCGACUCGGCUCUUGUGAAAACCUCGUCGCUGCAUGUGCUCUGCCACACGGCUCAACGCACCGGCUACUGGGAGGAGGCGCUGCACUUCUGCGAGUACUUGCCGCAGUCACCAGCACCGUUGUUUCUCUCCUCCCUCCUGCGGCCAGACAACGUGAGCCCAAUUCUCCGACACUGCGCCACGCGAGGCUGGGCGUUAGACGUGACGAACGCGAUUCGAGUACUGGCCGAAGAGCACGGCAGCUGGUCGGCGGCCUUGGUUGUGGCGCAGGACGCCGAACACCGUCUCCCGUGUGGCGAGGCCUACUCUCUUGGCGUUCUGGUGCCGUAUCUCGCCGCGAGUGGGGCGACGGCGCAGGCGCGGCAGCUCUUCGAAUCGGGACUGGCGCACGGCGCCCUCAUCGAUCCUGUUCUUGUGCAGCAGCUUGUCAUGCAAACAGCCACGCUGCGGCAGUGGGAAACAUGUCUGCACAUGCUGCAGUGCCUCUACAGCACCCAGGAAACCGCGCAACUGCUGCCCGCCGAUGCGGACUUCUUCUGUCGGUUAAUGGAGGUGUCACCUGGAUGGGUCACCUCGCUGCAGCUGCUGCACAUGGCGCGCGCCUCCGAUGUGAAGCCGAACGAGCGCACCGUGGCCAUCUUGCUGACGCAGUGUGACCAAGCCGGCGCGUGGCGCGAGGCGGCGGCGGUGUACGACAUGGCUGUCAAGGAGGACUUUAUUGACAGCCUCGCCGUCGGCUCAACCUAUCACACGCUGGUGCGAUCUUUCAGUGCGAUUCAGCAGUGGCAGAGGGCGCUGGAGGCACUCUCGUGGAUGUCGAAGGCGGACGACGCCUCGCUGACCGCUGGCAUGACGGAGCUGGUGACGCUGUGCGAGCAAUCAGGGCAGUGGGAGGCGGCCCUCUCCGUCGGAUCCACGCUCAUGGAUAGCGGCGUACAUUUGCUCUCGACACACACUUCCAUGGCGCUUCUCUUUCUCUGUGCCAAAGGUGCGCAGUGGGAGUUUGCCACGCGGCUCUUCGAUGGUCAGCUCCACGACGUCCGCGUCAGCCCACACCCACUCUCCCUCUGCGCUGUUAUGCAAGCAUGUGUGGCGGCGCGGCAGUGGGAAGCGGCGUUGCGCGUCUACGACGCGGCGAAGUCCUCGCAGCCGCGCAUGGUAGUACCACCCCUCGCCCACCGCAUCGCCGUCAAAGCAUGCGUGGCGGCUGGCAAGUGGAACCUGGCCAUUGCGGUGCUCGACGCCACGCGCCAGGAUGGGUUGCCGCUGGACAACUACAGCCAGCGCCUGGGUCUCUGGGCUGCCGCUAUUCAAGGGCAGUGGGAGUUAUCGCUCGCAUUUUUUCAAGGCAUCCCACGGCGCUCUCGUACCCCGCAGGACCGCAUGAUGGUGCGCCGUGUGACGCGAGCCAUCAGUCCAGCUGUGGACGCCAUCGCUCUACGCUUCCUCCAGUCGCACUAG